Messenger RNA from Magnolia sinica, 1245 nucleotides. RefSeq names its product ankyrin repeat-containing protein ITN1-like. The transcript is spliced from 2 exons. The record is from RefSeq and is a predicted model, not a curated record. Gene Ontology annotation, molecular function: protein binding. NCBI's taxonomy places the organism in Eukaryota, Viridiplantae, Streptophyta, Magnoliopsida, Magnoliales, Magnoliaceae. The coding region runs from base 75 to 1178 and encodes 367 amino acids.
UGCCCAUGUGGAGCGGCUAAGGCAUAUUGUACACCAUACGCUUGAGAUUCAAUGGUUGAUGUGCACUAUGAAAAAUGACCAAAGUACCCUUACAACAAUUUUGCGAAAAUAUGUUGACAGGGAAGGAGACUCCAAUCUUAGUGGCGGCGAAGAAUGGAGUGAAGGAGAUGGUGGAGAAAAUAAUAGAAAAAUUCCCAGUGGCAAUUCAAGACAUCAGUGAAGAUGGUAAGAACAUAGUGCUAUUGGCUGUGGAGAAUAGACAGCCCCAUGUGUACAAGUUCUUAUUGGAUAAAUAUACAUGGAACGAGAGUCUUUUUCAGCACUUGGAUCAUGAAGGGAACAGUGCCUUACACCUAGCAGCAAUGCUAGGUCAGAAUAGGCCCUGGAUCAUCCCUCGUGCAGCUCUACAAAUGCAGUGGGAGAUAAAGUGGUAUAAGUUUGUGAAGGAAUCUAUGCCCCGCCAUUUCUUUACACGCCUCAAUAACAAAGGCCAGACAUCCAAGGAGGUGUUUACCGAAACGCACAAAGAAUUGGUUAAAGACGGUGGUGCAUGGCUAACCAACACAUCCCAAUCAUGCUCAGUUGUCGCGGCGCUUAUCGCAACGGUUGCUUUUGCCACGGCCACGGCAGUUCCAGGAGGCAUUAACGAAUCAACAGGAACCCCAACACUUGAAGGCAGGCCAGCAUUUGAGGUCUUUGCCAUUACAUCACUUAUCCCACUAUGCUCCUCCGUAACAUCCCUAACCAUGUUCCUUGCCAUCCUUACUUCUCGCUACCAAGAAGCUGAUUUUCGUAGAAGCUUACCAAGGAAGCUGAUACUAGGCCUAACUUCUCUCUGUCUCAAUCGCUUCCAUUUUGGUUUCCUUUUGCGCUGGCCAUUUCUUUGUCCUCAAAGAAAAACUAAAGUAUGCAGCCUUUCCUGUGUAUGGGAUCACAUGCUUACCUGUAACGCUUUUCGCAGCAGCACAAUUUCCACUCUACUUGGAUCUUAUAAGAUCUUUUCUAACAUCAGUACCACGGCGGACCUACGAGGUGACUUCUCUCUAAUGUGUUGUUAUCAUCUCUUCUUUGCUGAUGUGUUUUCUUUAUGUUCACUUCUCUUGAUUGAGUAUUGUAUUAAGUGGACUAUGCUUGGAUUUGCUUCGCCGAUAAGUUCCAUUUAUGUACACUUUUCUUGAUGUGUUGUAUUUAAUGGACUAUUUCCUUCGACUUAUUUCACUAAGUUCUUUGAGGGAAUUGUUUAAA